Messenger RNA from Lotus japonicus, 2470 nucleotides. RefSeq names its product chromatin modification-related protein eaf-1-like. The transcript is spliced from 3 exons. Lineage: Eukaryota; Viridiplantae; Streptophyta; Magnoliopsida; Fabales; Fabaceae. Bases 133 to 2229 code for a protein of 698 amino acids. The record is from RefSeq and is a predicted model, not a curated record.
CUCUCAUGCCACUCUCCAUCAUCUUCAAUCAUCGCAUUCCCCUUUCAACCCUUUGAUCAGUGUUCUCAGAAUUCUCUUCUUCUCGAAGUAAUUAACCUCCAUCACUCACCAUAUUUUUAUUGUUGAUUGAAGAUGUCAUCGUCGUCGAAUUCAACAUGCGCGGCGUGCAGGUGCAUUCGGCGGAAGUGCACGGAGGAUUGCUUCUUGGCUCCAUAUUUCCCGGCGGACAAACCGCAACGGUUUGCGUGCGUGCACCGCGUGUUCGGCAAGAGCAACAUAGAUAAGCUACUGAAAGAGCUUCCAGAGUCGCAGCGCUAUGGCGCGGUGGAUUCGCUCGUGUACGAGUCGGAAUCUCGCCUGAGGGACCCUGUUUACGGCUGCGUCGGGUUAAUCUCGGUGAUGCAGAAGAGGCUCCGCGAGAUGAAUGCUGAAAUCGCCGACGCCAAGAAGGAGCUCGGGAAUUACCUCGGCCCGGAGGAGUUGAAGUACGUGCUUGCUAACCCCGGUGGUGAGAUACCCCUCAACGCCGCGCAUGAUCUUCUACCGUUUCCUGCCAGUAACAUGGUGGUGCCGGUGGGGAUUCCGGUUCCUAUUGAGCAGCAGUUACUGGAGGCGCAGCGGGUGGCGGAUGAGCGGGAGGUUAGAGAUGGGCAACUCCCCCGCGGCAGGCAGAUGGGGAUUCUGGAUCCUAUGGAGCAGGAGUUGUUUGAGGCGCAGCAGCUGGCGGAUGCGCGGCAGGUGGUUAUGAGCGGGCAGGGAGGUAGGCAGGUGGUGGCGAAGGAUUCUCAACUGGAAGAGUUAUUUGAGGCGCAGCAGAUGGCGUGGGCGAUGGCGGAUAUACGUCGGCCGUGCCGCGGGUUGGUGAUUCGGGAGCAACAGGAGCGGGAGCUUCUGGAGGCGCAGCAGCUGGCGGUGGCGCAGCAGGUUGGUAUGAAUAUGAGCGGGCACGGACGUGGCAAGCAGGUGAUGGCUCAGGAUCCUCUGGAGCCGGAGUUAUUGGCGGCGUAUGAGCUGGCGGCGCAGCUGACGGGUAUGGGCGGGCAGGGUGGAGGGCAGGUGAUGGCUCAGGAUCCUCAGGAGCAGGAGUUACUGGAGGUGCAGCAACAGGUGGUUAUGGGCGGGGAGGGCGGCAGGCCGCGGCCUCAGGGGCGGGACUAUUGGGAGGUUCAGCAGCAGAUGGCGGCGCAAGGGGCGAUUAUGGGUGAGCACGAGGGGAGACAGGUGAUGUUUCUGGAUGCUCAGGAGAAGGAGUAUCUAGAGGCUCAGCUGCUGAAACAGGCGAUAGAAGAGAGUCGGCAGCUGGAGCUGGAGCUUCAGCUUCAGCAGCAAGCUAUGCUUUGGAACUAUGGGGAGCAGGCAGUUGGUGCUGGCAGUAGUGGUGGUGGAGGGUUGGGUCAGGAGAUUGAGGUUACUGUUCAUGGUGGUGGUGGUGGCGGUUUUCAUCGGGGUGAGGCUUCUGGUUCCCACCAGGCUCUGUUUGAUAAUGUUGGUAGUAAUCAGAUGCAGCAGCAGCAGCCACAGCAAGGUUGGGUUUACCAUAAUCAGGACCACCAUGUUCCUCACCACCCUCCGAUUGAGGCGGCACAGCAAGAGCAAGGCAGUAAUCAGAUGCAGCAGCAGCAGCCACAGGCACAGCAAGGUUGGGUUUCCCUUAAUCAGCACCACCAUGUUCCUCACCACCCUCCGAUUGAGGCGGCACAGCAAGAGCAAGGCAGUAAUCAGAUGCAGCAGCAGCAGCCACAGGCACAGCAAGGUUGGGUUUCCCUUAAUCAGCACCACCAUGUUCCUCACCACCCUCCGAUUGAGGCGGCACAGCAAGAGCAAGGCAGUAAUCAGAUGCAGCAGCAGCAGCCACAGGCACAACAAGGUUGGGUUUCCCUUAAUCAGCACCACCAUGUUCCUCACCACCCACCGAUUGAGGCACAGCAAGAGCAAGGCAGUUAUCAGAUGCAACAGCAGCAGCCACAACAAGGUGAGGAAUACCAUCAUCAGGACCAUCAUUCUCCUGAUAACAACUCUCCGGUUGAGUCACAGCAAGGUAGUAAUGAGAUAGAGCAGGAUCCACAGCAAGGAAGUAAUCAGAUGGAGCUGGAGCCACAGGAAGGAAGUAAUCAGAUGGAGCUGGAGCCACAGGAAGGUGGGGGGGAGUACCAUCAUCAGCAGCAGCAAACACAGCAGCCGAUGUUUGCGGGUCUUGGAGCGGGUAGGAGCGUCGGUCCUUGUUGUUGAUUUCUCAGUUUCUGCUUUCAUGGAAUGUCCAACUAAAUAGCUAUUCGGAAGUUUGGCAUAGAGAAAUUUUAGCGAGCCUGAGUGGUGGCUAAGCAUGGUCCCAAACUUCAUUUUAUCCAUUUCUAUAUAGCAUCAUAGUCAUAGACUUCUCGUGGAAAUAUAUUUUUUGAAACAUUCUCUUGGAAAUAUUUGGUACUGUUUGAUGGUUUAACUCACAUUAUUAGUAUAAUAUAGUACCAAA